Messenger RNA from Tyto alba (common barn owl), 2020 nucleotides. RefSeq names its product antigen-presenting glycoprotein CD1d-like. The transcript has 9 exons. The coding region runs from base 48 to 1931 and encodes 627 amino acids. Gene Ontology annotation, molecular function: exogenous lipid antigen binding; endogenous lipid antigen binding; lipopeptide binding. The record is from RefSeq and is a predicted model, not a curated record. Gene Ontology annotation, cellular component: external side of plasma membrane. Lineage: Eukaryota; Metazoa; Chordata; Aves; Strigiformes; Tytonidae. Gene Ontology annotation, biological process: antigen processing and presentation, exogenous lipid antigen via MHC class Ib; antigen processing and presentation, endogenous lipid antigen via MHC class Ib; positive regulation of T cell mediated cytotoxicity.
CCUGCAGUGACUGCUGCUGCUGCUGCUUCAGCCUUCCUGCGUGUACCAUGCGGCCCGCUGACCUCCUCUUCCUCUUUCUCCCCCUCCUCCUCCCUGGGAUGUGGGCAGACCCAGAGGCCCCACCUCCCAUCUUCUCAUUCCUGCAGCCCUUCCCAUCCCCAUCCUCUUUCCCAUCAGAGCCACAGGUUUUCCAGCUGCUCCAGACCAGCCUCUUUGACAACAUCAGCUCUGCUGAGGUGUUUGGGGUGGCUCUCCUGGGGGACAUGCCUAUCUUUGCACUGGAUCCUGCCAAUUGGAGCAUCCACUUCCACUGGCCCUGGGCCCUCCAGGCCACAAAUGAGGGUGACAUGGAGAAGAUCAAGGUCCACAUCAAACCCUUUCUACGCAAUAUGGUCCGAUAUGUUCAUGAAAUGGCACAGCAGGCACAACGGGACUAUCCAUUGGUGGUCCAGAUCCGUGCAGGCUGUGUGCUGAAACCCAAUAGGACAAGCUGGGGCUUCAUAGAUGUUGGGGAGGGUGGCAAAGACUUCAUAACUUUUGAGAUGGAGAGGCAGCGUUGGGAGACCCGGCAGCCAUCCCCACUAGCAGAGCUAGUCAGCAAGUCCCUCACCAGCAAGAAGGCGAUCACGGGGCUCCUGGAGCACCUCCUCUCCACCUCCUGCCAGAGCCACAUCCUCACCCUUUGCAAGUACGGGAGGGCAUCUCUGGAUAGACAAGAGCUGCCCGUGGCCACGGUCUUUGCCCGCACACCCAGCCCAGCCCAGAUCCUGCUCGUUUGCCGCGUCACCGGCUUCUACCCACGGCCCAUCAGUGUGGCCUGGCUGCGCGAUGGCCAGGAGGUGCCGCCAGGCCCAGAGCUCAACACCAGUGCCAUCCUGCCCAACGCUGACCUCACCUACCAGCUCCGCAGCACCUUGGCCGUGGCCCCCCAUGAUGGGCACAGCUACGCCUGCCGCGUGCGCCACCACAGCCUGGGCACCCGCAGCCUCCUCAUCCCGUGGGGUUCUUUUAAACUCCACAUUUUCCAAACCUUUGUCUUCCACAACAUGAGCUUUGCGGACACUUCAGCCUGGGCCACCCUGGAGGACAUCGUCUUUGCUACCAUGCAGAAAUACACCGGGAACAUCCUCUACCUCCACCCAUGGGUCUACCCUGCCCUGCCUGCAGCAGAGUGGGAGAAUCUGAAAAACCUCUUCAGUGUCUACAUUCACAACUUCAUCCUGUCCCUGUCGAAUGAUGCCAGGCUGUACCAGACACCCUACCCCUUUGUGUUCCAGUGCAUGACCGGCUGCGACUUGUAUCCCAACGGGUCCUAUACCAAAUUCUACCAUCUUGCCUACAAUGCCCACAACUUCCUCAGCUUCAACAUAGACAACAUCCACUGGGAGAGGCAGCAGGAGAGUCAGCUGGCAGCGCAAGUUGAGAGGCAGUUCAACACCUUCACCGGCUUCUCUGAGACUCUGCAGCACCUUCUCAAUGUCACCUGUGUUGACCACAUGAAGAAAUUAAUUGAGUAUGGGAAGGCAGCUCUGGAAAGACAAGAGCUGCCCGUGGCCACGGUCUUUGCCCGCACACUCAGCCCAGCCCAGAUCCUGCUCGUUUGCCGCGUCACCGGCUUCUACCCACGGCCCAUCAGUGUGGCCUGGCUGCGCGAUGGCCAGGAGGUGCCACCAGGCCCAGAGCUCAACACCAGUGCCAUCCUGCCCAACGCUGACCUCACCUACCAGCUCCGCAGCACCUUGGCCGUGGCCCCCCAUGAUGGGCACAGCUACGCCUGCCACGUGCGCCACCACAGCCUGGGUACCCGCAGCCUCCUCAUCCCGUGGGGCAGCUCCAAGGUAGCUCUCAGUGUCAGCAUCACCAUUGUGGUGCUGCUGACCAUGGCUGCAGCCCUUGCUGGGGCCAUCUGGCACUACAGGCACAGGUGCUGAGAGCACAGGCUACACCAAACCAGGGAUACCCCAGGGCCACACUGGACCCCCACGUCUUGCUGAUAAUAAACCACUAAUUAACACCCCCA